GACUUGCCUGCCUAGAGAGAGAGAGAGAGAGAGAGAGAGGUUGGAAAUGGGGAGAGCCAAGGCAGUGGUGGUAGGAGGGAGCAUAGCCGGGGUGUCGUGCGCGCACGCACUCAUCUCAGCGGGCUGGGACGCUACGUUGCUCGAGAAAUCGGGCGCGCCACCCACCGGAAGCCCAACCGGCGCCGGCCUCGGACUGGACCCCCUUGCUCAGCGACUCAUCGAGUCCUGGCUCCCCCAACCGCACCUUCUUCACCAAGCCACCUUACCCUUAACCAUCGACGAGAACCAAGCAACGGAUGGUGAGAAGAAGAUCAGCUGGACACUAACAAGAGACGUGAAUUUCAGUUUUAGAGCAGCGUAUUGGUCUGAUCUCCAUAGCCUCCUAUACAAUGCACUACCACAACAUGUCUUUCUUUGGGGUCACCUGUUCACUUCCUUCCGCAUUUCUGAUGACAAGGCAUCUGUUAAAGUAAAGGCUAAAGUCCUACAAACUGGGGAAACCAUCGAGAUAGUUGCGAAUCUUCUUGUUGCAGCAGAUGGGUGCCUCUCUUUAAUCCGUCAGAGUUUUCUCCCGGACCUAAAACUGAGGUACUCAGGGUACUGUGCAUGGCGGGGGGUUCUUGACUUUUCAGGAAAUGAGAAUUCUGAGACUAUUAUUGGCAUCCGGAAAGCUUACUCUGAUUUGGGGAAAUGCUUGUACUUUAACUUAGGCUCUGGAACUCACAGUGCGCUGUAUGAGCUUCUUGGCAGCAGGAUCAAUUGGAUUUGGUAUGUCAAUCAACCUGAGCCAGAGUUGAAGGGAAACUCGGUCACGAUGAAAGUGAGCCGCAGCAUGAUCCAGUGGAUGCAUGAAGAAGCAGAGAGGGUUUGGGUUCCUGAAUUGGCAAGAAUCAUGAAAGAAACAGAGGAGCCUUUUAUUAAUGUCAUAUAUGAUUGUGAUCCUUUACCAAAACUUUUUUGGGACAAUGUGGUUUUAAUUGGAGAUGCUGCCCAUCCCACAACACCUCAUGGACUGAGGAGCACAAACAUGUCCAUAUUAGAUGCCGCAGUUUUGGGAAAAUGUCUUGAGAAGUGGGGAGUAGAGAAUACACAUUCGGCCCUUGAAGAAUAUCAGUCCAUCCGGUUGCCAGUCACUGAGAGACAAGUCCUGCAUUCACGGCGAUUGGGUCGCAUAAAACAAGGACUGCUUCUUUCUGAUCGCAAGCCAUUUGAUCCAAAAACAGCAAGCCUGGAGGAGUGCCAAGAGCUCCUGCAAAGAAACAUGCCGUUGACAUAAUGCUUUAUUCGAAUUUGAUAGCCAAGAAGAUUGAGCAUGCUCUCAGCUCACAACCACAUUCAUGUGUACUGUUCUUUGUACUUGUUUGUCACUUGUCUCCAGUUAUGUCAGAUUCAGUAUUGAGUUAUGUAUUUAUAUGAUUCAUGUAUCAUUGUGGGGGUAAUUCAAUGAUUAAAUAUAAUAACAUCACUUUUCUUUUUUUGUAA
Malania oleifera is the source of this 1482-nucleotide messenger RNA. RefSeq lists its product as uncharacterized. Bases 47 to 1276 code for a protein of 409 amino acids. Lineage: Eukaryota; Viridiplantae; Streptophyta; Magnoliopsida; Santalales; Ximeniaceae. Gene Ontology annotation, molecular function: FAD binding. The record is from RefSeq and is a predicted model, not a curated record. The transcript is spliced from 4 exons.